GCUUUGCUUGCGCCGCGUGACUCAGCCGGAGCGCAGGAACGAUGGGGGACGGCGGUGUGAAGGCGAUACUCUUCGAUUUGGACAACACUCUCAUAGACACGGCUGGGGCGAGCCGAGCGGCCAUCCUCGAAGUCACAGAGUUACUGAAGACCAGAUUCGAUGACGAGCAUGUCGUCGGAGAUAUUUGUGAACGUUUCAACAUGAAGCUGCUCCAGGAAUCCUUCCAGCCUUCGAGAGACUUGACGAUCGACCAGGUACGCAUCGGUCACUGGGACCAGGCCAUUCGGGAGGCUGGCGGCAAAGGUCCGGACUCCGCCGUGGCCGCUCGGUGCUAUUGGACAUGGAAAAAUACCCGGUUAACGCUCUUGUCCAUUCCCGAGCCUUUCCGGAACCUGCUGCUGGACCUGAGGGGGACUCUCAAGCUCUUGCUGCUGACCAACGGGGAGGUGCAGACGCAGAGGGAGAAGAUCCAAGCCGUGGGUUGCGAAGGCCUCUUCGACGCCAUUGUGGUGGGUGGGGACCAUGCCGAGGAGAAGCCGGCCCUCUCCAUUUUUCACCAUUGCUUCCAGGUGCUGGGGGUUGGGCCUAAGGAUUGCGUGAUGGUGGGAGACUCUCUCGGCACAGACAUCCUCGGCGGCAUCAACGCCGGCGUCCGCGCCACCGUGUGGGUGAAUGGCACCGGGACCGCGUCCCCCGACGUGUCCAUUAAACCGGACUACACGGUACCCUCCGUGCUGGACCUGCCCUCGGUUUUAGCCUGUUUGAAUCAUUCCGUUGACCGUUCCGCCAUGAGGUCAAUCUAAAGGGGAUCGCUAUCCGAAUGACGCGACUGUCAAGAUUCAUCGGAACCCAGAAGAGGGAUGGUGGGCUGGCUUUGAAGGACCGUAACCAGUUGGAGUUUCAACAUUCCGUGGUCGUGAUAUAGGGCAUCUGUCCACCAACAAGAUCACCUUCAGUUGCUUUUCUCAAAAACUCUACUUUGGUGUAAAGUGCCCUCUUUGUGGGCUAUUCCAUUAUACAACUGCUGGCUUUGAUUGAAGUGAUUUACGAUUUUUCCUCAGAGGGGUAU
This is a messenger RNA of Scleropages formosus (Asian bonytongue), 1069 nucleotides long. It is a transcript of the gene nanp, whose product is annotated as N-acetylneuraminic acid phosphatase. Gene Ontology annotation, molecular function: N-acylneuraminate-9-phosphatase activity. NCBI's taxonomy places the organism in Eukaryota, Metazoa, Chordata, Actinopteri, Osteoglossiformes, Osteoglossidae. The transcript has 2 exons. The record is from RefSeq and is a predicted model, not a curated record. Bases 42 to 803 code for a protein of 253 amino acids. Gene Ontology annotation, biological process: dephosphorylation; N-acetylneuraminate biosynthetic process.